Podarcis lilfordi (Lilford's wall lizard) is the source of this 33577-nucleotide messenger RNA. The record is from the annotation of a GenBank genome assembly. NCBI's taxonomy places the organism in Eukaryota, Metazoa, Chordata, Lepidosauria, Squamata, Lacertidae.
GUGUGUACCUUUAAGAGAAAAGGAAAGCAGGAAGUCGCUGUGGGGCAGCCCGAGGAGCCGCAAACUGACUGGGUCGCCAGCGUGGAGCUUGCAUGGGGUCUCGCUGACCAAGCCUGCCAGUCCCUCGUGGGGGAAGUUGAGCUGUGAUCUCUGGAGAGAACCAAUUGUCCAAUUUCAGGUAGGAUCCUUUGCUCGCAAUAUACCUGUGAAGAUCUGCAACCGAGCUGCUUGAUUUAUUACUUCCUUGCGUUCGGCUUACAUUGGCAGUUGUAGAUGAACGGUGCCUGUACACUUCCUUCCUGUAGGGUGCAAAUCCUAUCCUAUUUUGGUGUGUUUGUUCCUGCCUGCAAUGCCGAGUUUGAAUUGGCUUGGCAUGUGUGUUUUUUUACUUUCUGCAAGGCGUGCAAGGAACGCAUAUAAGGACUAGAGAGAUGCAAAGGUGGGGUGUAUAUUUUCGUGGAAGCAGGCUUUAUACGGAAACAUUUGCUAUAUUUCUUUAAUGAGCCCCAGAGGCACUUAUGAGACUUUUUCACAGGGGAUGCAGCAAUUGUUCAUUUAAUCUUCACACCCUAUUUUAUUUUAUUUUUAUUUAUUUAUUAAAUUGAUGCCCUGAACACCUAUAUAAUGGAUAUUAACACCACAGCCUCAAUAUCUUUUAAGACUGUUAUGUUCUCUCCAGAGUGGAGUCUGGAUGCUUUCAUUUAAUCAAAGGUGCUAAUUCAUUUUAACAUGACCACAUCUAUUUGAGGUACAUUACAUGCUAACAUAAAUCUGUCUUCUUUUCAUGCCUUCAUAAGGAAUGCUAAAUGGUGUUCUUACCAUAGGUAGCAAAACAGCCCUUUUGAAACAGUGGUAUCUGGUAUCUGCUGUUUCCUUCUGUGCUCAGGGGAAUAAAAUAUCCAAUACAUCAAAAAAACCUGGCGGAUUCAGUUUCUACUUCCCAUAGUACAGAAAUUAGGGGGAAAAUUUUUUUAAAAGGAAAUUGGUCAAUGUUCAGGGAAGUUUCCUCUCCCCCUGUGUAUGCUGUAUGUUUUGGGGAUGACUCCACAGAGGAUAUGCUACAAUCAACACUAAAACGUUCUGCCUUCCUAGAACAGGAGGAAUACUAGAACUUUUGUUCAGAGGUGUGUAUGUUUUGGCCCAUUCAUGUGGUGUGAAGGCGGCUGCCAAGGUUGUGAAUUCUUCACACUGGUUGACAUUUUAUUUGCAGCCAGCAUUCCUAUAGCUUACUAGGCUAUCAGUGAGAGCUAUGCUGAGAUUGUUAGAGAUGGCCAGGGGUCACCAAUGGCGGAGAGAACACUGUUGAGAUCCGUCUUCGUUUCAUGCUGGACAAGAAAUUGUGUGCAAUUGAUAUAAAAUGGAUGAACAUAGUUUUGGAUUGAAUUUUUAAAUUAAUUAUCCUUGAGCAUGUACAGGAGUGUGCCACAUACUGAUGGACAUGAAGGAUGGGGUUUUUCAAAGUUACUUCAUGUGUUAUAUGCAAUAUCUCUCAGGCCUGACAAUUGUUCAGAGAUCACAUUCCUUGAGCUCAUCCUAACAUGGGACCAAAUCCUGAUGUGGCUGCACUUUUGCUAAAAAUACACAACUGAAUAUAAUAGGUCAGCGCCAGCAAGUCUGACAAUUGAGUGUGUGUGUGUAGGCAGAACAUAGCAGUACAGUGGUACCUCAGGUUACAUACGCUUCAGGUUACAUACGCUUCAGGUUACAGACUCCGCUAACCCAGAAAUAGUACCUCGGGUUAAGAACUUUGCUUCAGGAUGAGAACAGAAAUCGUGCUCCGGCAGUGCGACGGCAACAGGAGGCCCCAUUAACUAAAGUGGUGCUUCAGGUUAAGAACAGUUUCAGGUUAAGAACGGACCUCCGGAACGAAUUAAGUUCUUAACCCGAGGUACCACAGUAUAGAGAAUAUGGGGAACUUCCUUAUACAGUACUGAGGCAGGCAGCUGGUUCAUUUAGCACUGUUUUGUCUAUAUUGACAGUGACUCUUUAGGGAUACAGGUAAAAGUCUUUCCUUGUCCCACCUGGAGAUGCUAUAAGACUGAGCUAAGGCUCUUGCCCAAAAGAACUAUUAUUUAUUUAUUUUAUUUUAAUUUAAUUUAUAUAUCACCCUUCAUCAUAAGAUCUCCCUGGGUGGUUCACAGAAUAAAAUGUGGGAUAAAAACAAGUAAGUAAUUAAAAACAAAACAGCAAUACAAUAAUUCCCCUUUCCACAGACACCUUUAAAAGGCUGUAGACUAGCAAUCAGCCAAAGGUCUGGUUGAAGAGGAACUGGUGCCUGGUGCCUAAAUUUAUUAGAUUUCUAUAUAAAGAUAACUAUACAUGAAAGCCUCAGAUCAUUCAGGAAUUCUACCAAAUGCUGUAGUACCGUAGAAUAUUAAAUGGCUGAAAGUGGUGCUGAUGUAGUGUAGCAGUGAAAAUCAGGCGCCAAGUAUAUUUUUGGCUCCAGAUCUGCAUUAUCACCAGACUGAUGUUCUCUGGGCAUCACCUUACAACAGUUCAUGCUUUUAUUUUCUAGCCGCAAUGCAGAUCUGGAUGCAAAUAUAUACUAGAUUUCCAAAUGAGAUUAUUCUAAUAAGCAUUCAGCCUUCUAUCUUAAGGGUUAGCUUGAUGUGCUUAGCCAUUUAAAAUAAAAAGUAGAAAAUGGCCAUGAGAGAUACUAAUGUCUUUGAGGAGGAACUAGUUAGAUAAAAUCUUAAUCAUAACACACUGUUGCUGCAACACAGGGAAUUUCAUUAGACUUUAUGCAAGAAGCCGAGCAUUUCCUCUUUCACCUACUGUUUUGCAAUCCUCUUGCUUUCUGAACUAACAAUAGGGUUAGGGUUAGGGUGGCUCCACCACGCUGGAAAGAUUUUGAAUGGCCUUUUAAUCCAGUGCCCUGACCAUUUUGCUUAUUGCUCCAGGUAGUUUCCUAUCCCACCUCAGACUUCCUUCAACUACUUGCAUUCAGAGUCUCUCCUGGAAAAGGGAUCUGAAGACUUGGAUUUCCCAACAUCAUUUUGCAUAAGUGAGAGGAAAAAUUGCUCAGUUGAUGGAAAACCUGACCCAGCUUGUUUCUUGCCUGCUGGUGACAUUUGCUGCCUGCUUCCAUCUACUUUGCAGCUCGUAAGCAGACCACUGCCUUUCUGGCCAUGCAAAGCACGCUGAACUACCUCUGGAAAACGGAUGAUGUGUUGGGUCAAGGUGCCACAGCCAGUGUGUACAAAGCCCGUAACAAGGUGAGGAGGCUUUAUAUAUAUAACUAGGAUGCCCUGUGAGUGUGGUGUUUACUUAGCAAAGCAAUUACACAACAUAAAUUUGAGGCAUAACGGUAAAACGAGACUUAGAGCUGGAACAUAACAUAAUUGGCAUAAAUACAUUGGGUUGGAUACAGAUUUGACACAUGAGAAGUCAAUGGGGCAUAAUAUAGUCAUGAUCCAACCAAUUUAAUUUAAAUAAUGGGAAGUGGAGUAUUACCAGAGCAGCCCUAAGUGAGGCAGAUGAAGGUUAUACGGUUUAGUUAAGAACUGGUUUGAAGAUCCAAGCCCAGAUCAGAAGAGGAUUUGAGAGCUGGGAUGCCCCUAGAAAGCUAGACUUGCUUUUUUUUUACCAUAAUAAGUCUUGUGAUUUUUGUUGUCAGGGCUGUUUCAAGUGUAACUCAUUCUCAUGAGAAGCUAAGGUGGCAGAGUUGCCUGAAAACUGGGUUGCUUCUAGAAAAAAAUGCCACCACAGGCCCUAUUAAUGCAUGUGUCUUCACAUUAACAUGGCUGCUUGGAGCACAAUCAUGCUCAAUGUGGCUGCUGCGAUCUUGAGUGCGAGAGCAGAGCAGAGCUCUGCCAUUGGAGGAGUUUGUGCUGAUGUAGCAAAAUUCACAGCAACUGUGUGUAGAGGUGCAUCAAACAAAUGGCUAGUGUGUUCAAAGCUACAAUUGUGACCUAUACAGCCCUGGCUUGAGACCAGGUAACGUGAAGGGACACCUUCUCUCAUAGACGACUGAUCAAAUUUUGAAAUCUUUUGCAGAGGCUCCUCUCUCAGUCCUACCAAUAUCUGGGACACUUUUGGGGGAGUUCUGAGAUGAGGUAUUCUCAGUGGCUCUGCUCAAACUUUGGCACUCCCUUCCUAGGAAGGCUUUCUUGUGUUUCUUAUGGCCUCCAUCGAAGUGCCUAUACUUUUUUUUAUUUAUUUAGGCAGGCCUCCAGCCUCUGGAACUAGCUCUGGGAAUUUUUAAAGCAACAGCUCGUUUUCACCUGCUCACUAUUUAUCCCCCUCCUCCUUGUUCCUUUUUCUUUGGAUGACAAGCUUUAUCUGCUCUUUAUCUUUAUCUUCUUAUAGGUCUUUUUAUUGCAUUUUUAUUAUUUCUGAGCACCUUGGGUGCUAUAUGGAGGAACAAAUGAUAUAAAUGAAAUCUGUAUCUGUAUUGGAUUUGAAUCUGGGCUUUUAAAAUUGUUAAUCACUUCAGAAUAUUCUACAGAGCAAAUGAAAUAGCUGGAACCCAUGGGAAUAAGUAAACAAAAUAUGGUGACUUGUCUGCUGCAUGUUUUGGAGAUGUGCCUCUCUCCUCCUUCAUGUUUACAUGCUGCAGGGUCAUACAGAAUGAAUAAAGGUUCCUGAAACCCUGCCCUUUGUCCCCCCCUCCCCCCCAGAAAUCAGGAGAACUGGUUGCUGUGAAAGUCUUCAACAAUGCCAGUUACAUGAGACCUCAGGAGGUGCAGAUAAGGGAGUUUGAGGUGCUGAGGAAGUUAAACCACCAGAACAUUGUCAAGCUUUUUGCCGUGGAAGAGAUUGUAAGUUGUGGGUUUCACUCUCAAACAAAGGCUGAUUUAUGUGUUAUGUUUGGUGUAAUAAUGGUGGCAUUGUGUAACACCCCACUAAAACGUAUCUUAACUGAACACUGCAAUUACUGAAUCUUGUUUAUCAAGGAUGUUUAUACGGUGUGUAUAUGUUCUCCCCUCCACACAUAGCAUACUGUUACUUUAGCCUUGCCUGAACAGCACUUCUGUUUAUCAGGUCACUUGUUUAUACUAAAUGUGCCAUGUGGAGUUAUUUGUUAUUUUUGUCAAUGACACAUCAGCAUGUUGGACAACAUUGCCUUCUUCGGCACAGCAUUCAGAUCAGAGGUAGGCAGUGUGGUGCCCUCCAUAUGCGCUUGGACUGCAGCUCCAACCUGCCCCAGCCCGCAUGACCUGUAAGUCCAGCUUGAUAAGAGUUAGGAGUUCAACUUUGUCUGGAGGACACCACUUGGGUACCCUUGAUUUAGGCACUUGCUGACCUGCUAGCCCAUCAAAGAAUCCCUACUGCUGCCUUAAUUUGUGCCAGGGCUCCAUUUUCAAUGAAGGAGUAGGGCCAUAGUUCUGUGGUAGAGCAUCUGUGUGCAGCGGCUAUAAAAAAAGGGAAAUUCCAUGCAUGUAGGAAGGUUCCUGGCAUAUCAGGGUAGGGCUGGGAAUCCGGGAAUCCUGGAGUGGUGCUGCCAGUCAGAGUAGACAGUACUGAGGUAGAUGGACUCAUUGUCUGACUUGGUAUAAGGCGGCUUCCUAUGUUCCUAUUUAACAACGUGCCAAUGGCCUACAUCUUUCUGGGAAUUUCCCUUCCAUAUCUGUGUACCACAGAAUGUUAUCAACCUCUCAAAAUCCUGAGGUUUGAAAGUGUUUCCAGACAGUGAGAUUAGAGGGAAAGCAACUCAGGCAAGGGUAGCCAGUGUAAUAUCUGUCAGGUGUUUUAGACCAUAACUCACAUCAACCUUAAAUAGGGAUGAUUUAAAUGCCACAUUGACUACCUCUGAACAAAAAAAUUGUCUGAUUGAAGCUUUUCCUAAAUAAUAAUAAUAAGGUCCUCUCAGCUUGUAGAGAGCCAGUAAGACAGUAAGACUCUAGUAUGCUAUAGGCAGGGUGGUUUUUUAAUUCAAAACUUAGGAACACACAGAAUUCAAUCAUACAUUUUUUCCUACCUGCAUUCUGAAGUGGUAUAGUUUCAGGAGAGCUGUACUGUAUAGUUUUUUAUUCUUUUUGCCUAAGCACACUUGAGCUUUAAGCACACUGACGAAUUGGGGGACGGGCGGGGCGGGGGCGGGAAUUCCCCUCAUAAGGGAAUAGAGGAAUGAGUGUUCAUAGCUGUGAAGGAAGUAGAAAAUGCAAACAAGGAUAAGAGGCAGUUCCUCUGCCUGCUGGCUUGUAUUGGAUUGUGCUGCCCCUGGUUUCCAAGUUUACUGUGCCAUUCUAUCUUUUGCAGUCUCUCCUGAGGACCAGUCUCAGCAUAUGUCACUUUUAGGAAUGAAAAGCAAAGGUGUCGUUUUGAGUGCUAAAUGCUUUUGUCACCCAUCCAGUCUAUACGCAAUGAGCAAUUAGUAGACUGGAAAAUCUUACCAGUCCCGGGGCAGUGAAGCAGCCAAGUGUCUGCGUUGUGACGAAUCUGUUCUCAGUGUGCAUUUAAGGGCUAGUGACUUGUUGUGUGGAAGUUACAUUCCAGAUGCAGCCCAUCCCAAUUUUUAACAGAUCACCGUAUGUGAGGAGUUUAUCCUUUCCCUCCCCAGCCAUGAUCAGGAUGAAAAAAUCCCACCCUCUCUGGCACAGCUACCAGGGUUAGAAACUAAUGGGAACUUUACACGCCCCCAUAGAAUGGGCGGGGGGGAUUUUUGUACUAAUCACAUCUAAGAAGGGAAGGAAUAAAUCUUCCCUGAAUUCCCAUGAGCUGUAGUCCUGAUCAAAACCAGAUCCCCUGCACCUGUAAUUAACUGAAGGGGAAAAAACAGACAUUGCUGCAUGCUAAACCCCUGUUAUCAGCAUGUGUGACGGUUGCGUGAACUACAGUGAGUCACGAAUGGGGUGAGCACAGUUGCACACAGAUCCUGCUAGUGGGCUUUCCGUGGGCAUCCAGUUGGCCAAAUGAGGACAGAAAUGUUGGACUAGAUGGGCCUUUGGUCUGAUCUGGCAGGACUGCUCUCAUGUUAAAUAAUAUGCAGAUUUCCCCCAAACAGUAGUAAUUAACUUGAGAACAUUGCUAAGAGGACUCAUUUUCAUCCUACGGUGGGAAUGUGCUUUGAGAUGCUGAUCCAACAUGACCUUGGGGGUCAAACCCAGAUAUAUACACAGGGAUAAUUUACCCUUACUGACUUCAGAUCACGUGCUUAUAUGGUCUCCUCUUCACUUCCUUCUGCACACUACUUCCAUCCUAUCAUUUGGAAAGAGACUCAAGAUACACACAGAGAUGAAGUACAUCAAAUGGGCAGGGACUGGGCUGUGUCUGAGAGUUGCUUACUUGCUCCCAUUACUUCGCUCUCUUCAGUUAGCUCUUUUCUGAAACUUCAUGUGGUGUAUAGCUAAAACAAAACGCAUGCACACCCCUUUGCUCGCAACUGCUUUUACCUUUUAGGAGAAUGGAUUAAAGCCCCCGUAUUUUACCAAUGAGGUUAAAAGCAGCUUUGUGGAUUUUCAGCAGGGGAAAGAAACAGCAUAAAGAGAAAGGCUUAAGAAGCCCCCUCCCCACUUGGUCUUUAUCUUUCCCUUCAAAUAACCAGACUCAUCAGUUGUAUUGUGUAUUGUGUAUGACAUGUAUUAGCGCCCUUAGUCUUGCAGGGGAUUUAUGCUAGCUUCUGCUGUUGCAGCAUGAGAUGAUUGGAGCACUAGCACAUUCUGUAAUGGAGUGCAUGCUAUCAGGCAUACAGCUCAGCCCCCAUAAGGUGGGAUUUCAUUUUUGCCCUCAAAUUCAAACACAGGAAAGCUGCAAACAGAAGGUGUUGGUGAUGGAGUACUGUUCAGGUGGGAGCCUGCUGAGCCUCUUAGAAGACCCAGAAAAUGCCUUUGGCUUGUCAGAAUCAGAGUUCCUCAUAGUGUUGCACUGUGUAGGUAAGUAAGUGUGACUGCUCUGUGGGCCAAGAUGAACCUUACAUCCUACAAAUGACUUUGCACAGCCUUCAAACAUAAUGCUUCCUGUGUUCCAAUACAGUGCCAAACUAGAUGUGACAUUAUUCAUCGCCUUAGCGAUGGUGUGUUUACUUUUUUAAACAUAAGUAGCAAGCAUGUGGGCAGCCAAGCUGGAUCAGGAUCACAGUAUGGGAGGGUGGGGGCUUUAAGCCUUUGCCCCUGACAUGGCUCUGAUUGCAGUUGCCCCUACCUCACACAUGUGCCUACAUAAACUAUUCACAAGUGAAAUCUGCCAUGGUCUGGAAGGAUUAGUUCCAAUCAGGACCCAGAUAGGGACAAAUACAUAAAUCCCUCUCCACCACAAACAGUCCCAAUCCAGUUCCAAUGCCCCCCCCCCCCAUGUAUUGGUUAAUGAGCAACUUAUAACCAGAGAUCUAAACCAUGGUUUAAUAAACCAUGGUUUAGCAUUACGUGUGAACCAGACCAUUGUGUAUCUUCAUGUUACUUUUGUCAUGGGAGAAAGCCCAGAGAGACCAGAAAAUUCUGAUUCCUGUUAGUGCCUUUUUAUAGAAGAAUGAUCACAUCUUUCUUCCUUUUUUAGUGGCUGGCAUGAACCAUCUCCGUCAGAAUGGGGUUGUCCACAGAGAUAUCAAACCCGGAAACAUCAUGAGGCUGGUUGGAGACGAUAACCAAAAUAUCUACAAACUGACUGAUUUUGGGGCUGCCCGAGAAUUAGACGAUGACGAAAAGUUUGAAUCAGUUUAUGGGACAGAAGAAUAUCUUGUGAGUAAAGUGGAAUGCUGGAGAUUUUUUUAUUAGUAAAAGAAGGCUGAAGAUUCCUACUGACAGAUAAUUCGGGGGGGGGGAUCUUUUUUGCAGCUGGAACACGGAGAGCUGGAUCAUUUUUUAAAAUAGAAAAAUAGGGUCAUUUCAGAGUAGACAUUGCAAUCUUCUGUUUCCAGAAGAAAGGAACAUUUAAUGAAAGUUACUGUGCUUUGUGCUAUUAGGGUGGUUACGUUUGGGUAACCUGCAGAGUCAUCCAAUGAAGCUGAAGAAUGGGUAAUUCAGAACAGAUGAAAGAAAGUAUAGGCUGAUUAAUAAACUAAAGAAUUUACUGCCCUAGGAUGUGGUGGGGGCUUUAAAAUGGGAUCAGACAAAUUCAUGGAGAAUAAAGCUUUCAGUGGCUGAUAGUCAUGAUGGUUGUGUUCUACCUCCAGGUUAAUCAAGCUAUUGAUUAAAUUUGCAUAAAUCUAUAUCUGGAUAAAAUUGAUAUUUCUGAAGCAAGAAGCACAUAAUCUUCACUUUAGGUUAUUCACAUUUUAUAGGCAUUCCUCUCGUUUGGGAGAGAAAGGAUAAUACAGUACAUUUUUUAAAGAUAGUGCUUUCCAUCUCCUGUUUUUAGACGUGAUCUUAUUUAAAAAUAUAUUUUCUAAAAAACUGCUGCUUGAUUUAAUGGGAGGUAGGGGUUUUUUAGUUCAGUCAUUUAUCUGUUUUAAUCUAACUGAUCAACUGAAUGUUGCAGAUUUAAUUUUAGCACGCAUUGCUUAUUUUAUUCCCUAUUUCAUUUGUGGCUUUUAAAUGCUUGAAUGGCCUUGAUACUAAAGCCGUCUUUCCUUUUCCUUUUCUUUUCUUUUACCUUAUCACUUAAAGCACCCAGACAUGUAUAAGCGAGCAGUGCUGAAGAAGCCCCAACAGAAGGCUUAUGGGGUGACUGUAGAUCUUUGGAGUAUUGGGGUGACAUUUUACCAUGCAGCCACAGGCAGCCUCCCAUUUAUCCCAUUUGGGGGACCACGCAGGAACAAGGAAAUCAUGUAUGUAUUUUGUAUGUUUUCUUGAUUUGCCUGCUUUAUCUCUUCUUCACACACUAAAAAGUGGGGGGUGGGGAGAGAGGAGGGAACACAACACAUCCAAAUUAAUGUUAUAUAUAUCUGUGUAAGGGUGAUAAUCUCACCAUUCUUGCUAACUCCUAAAGAUGGGGUGCUUCAUUCAACAGGUACAAAAUAACAACUGAGAAACCUACUGGAGCUAUAGCAGGAACCCAAGAGCAAGAGAGUGGAGCCAUCAUGUGGACCUAUGAGCUUCCAAUCACAUGCCGGCUUUCUGUGUAAGUAGAAAGGGAUUGGAUAAGCUAAUGAUUAAGAGUGUUGGAAAUUCUGCAGCACAAUCUCUUUCUUACCUUAAUCCUUACCCGGGAGUAGGUCCUGUUGGAUGUAGUGGGACUUGCUUUUGAGUAAAAUGCACAGCUCAUAUUUUUUAUUAUCAAGGCUCUUUUACACAAUGCAGGUCAUGUUUGUUUGUUUUUGUUAUCUAAUUGUGUGUGAAAGGCACAUAGAUACCCACCCACAUACACAAUUUGCAUCUGAGAGAUCGUGGAACUCUGGCAGGCUUUAAGAACCUCCAUCAAAUUGCCUCAUCCUCAUUUAAACACAUCUAAAUCAGUGCUUAUCACCACAUCUCAAGGCGGGGGUUCCACAAGUUUGUAUUUUCGGCUGUAAAAGGCUCCCAGGUAGCUUACAUAUAUCAGUGAAAAGACAGUCCUUGCCAAAAGGCUUACAAUUUAAAAGACACAACGCAAAAGAAAAUGGGGUGGGGAGCGAGCAUGAAAAACGUACGCCUGGGCACUAGUUCUUAGUUGCAUAAUUAUGCACUGUAUGGAAAAAGUUGCUUCCCUUUGUCUGUCCUGAAUCCAUUGCCAAUUUCAUUGGGUGACGUCAAGUUUGGAUGCCUAUUAGAGAUGAAUAAAUAUUUCUGUCUAUUCCCUUACUGCAUACCAGAGGCAGGCAUAGGCGUGGUUAGUUGCUUCAUGCCCUUGGUUGGCAUCUAUUCCUUACCAGUAACAUUUAAACAACUGCAGAUCCCAUAGAGUUGCAAGGAUGACGUGGAUUCCACUUAAACCAGCACCCCCCUACUCAGUUGUGUCCACUAUGUACGACUGUGGGUAGUACGUAGGUCGAGAGUAUGGAACUUUCUUUCUUCUUUUUUGCUCUAGAGGAUUGCAUUCCUGUGAAGCAUGACAUCUCUUCAAUAAUUGAAUGUGAAUGGGUUUUUGUUUGGGUUUGUUUUUUUCAUUGGAAACAUAUCCCAUCAGGCAGGGAUACUAUUAAAACAGAAGCUGGGCCUUCUGUUUUUGCAGGAUCUGGCCACAUUAGUUAAGAGCAAUCUGAUCAGGCAGACUUAAUAACAACACCCUCUUUUCAUGCCAGCACUUUGACAGACAGACAUUCCGGGGGUGCGGUGGGUAGAAAUAGAUUGUCUCUGCAAGACUGGCUGCUCUGGCCAACUCGCCAGCUGCUCUGGCUUACAGCAUCCCUCUGCUCUCACUGCUUUUCUAGAAGAUGAAGACCCUCUUUUAGGGAAGAGGGCUUAUUUUUGCUCAUCAGGCUGGUUUGAAUGAGGGAGCAAAGAAAGCUUCUUGAGUGGUUUCAGGAAGAAGAAAGAGUGUGACUCGGGCAAGAGGCAGGCUGCAGCUCAGAAAACCAACUGGAGCUCUGGAAGCAUAUUUAAGGUGCAAGAGGCCCUUCGUAGAAAUCUGAUGAGGGAAAAUAUCUAUUGUGGUAUUAAUGCUGUAAAUCUCUCUACCUAUGCUCAGCCUGAAUCUUUGUAAAUAAACACAAAUAUUACUAAAUGCCAGAAGGGUCCUGUGCCCUUAUUCCAAAGGAAACUGAUUCACACUGGAAGAACUUCUCACUGCUUGGAAAACUGGGGUCAGCAGUAAUGUCUGGGUUUACUUCUCUACUCCUUACAGUGGGCUGAAGAGGCAGCUUGUCCCCAUCCUGGCAAGCAUCCUAGAGGCUAAUCAAGAGGAGUGCUGGGGCUUUGAUCAGUUUUUUGCUGAAACCAAUGACAUCUUGCAUAGAAAGAUAAUCCACGUCUUUUCUUUGUCGCAAGCUACCAUGCACAAGAUCUACAUCCACUCCUACAACACGUAAGGAUUGUUGCCUUGGGCAGAGAAGGGAGUAGAAUCCAAGUGCCCUAAUCUAAUGCUCAGGCCAGAGUUUUACUACAGGUUGGCAAAUUAGCUAUAAAAUAGUUGAGAAAGCUUAAGUUGCAUAUAAAUAACAAUAUCCAGAACUGAGGAUUGCUGUUGUGGCAGCGCUGCAUUCUAGAGGUGGAAAGUUGAGUUCUGGGUUUUUGAAUAUCGGAGAUAAAGUAUUUGGUUAAAUAAAUAGCUGAUGUGCCUUGCUAUUAUCUCACAGGCACUGGGUGUUUUGGAAUUGCUGUAUAAAGAAAUAGGGUGACUCUUAAAUUGCUGUUUCCUCUUAGUUUCUGACAAGAUAAGAAUAUUCAGCUGCCUGUUUUUUUAUGAAUGACUAUUGAGAACCUAUUAAUUCUGCAUGGCACAAAAACUUUGCUGACUUCACUUCUAGGAAGCAGUAGGUGGGUCACAGUCAUGUUCACCUGGGUGAUUAAUGUUAUGACGGAAGCCUUAGGGAGAGUAGUCAUCUAGCAGAAUAGUAAUCUACGGUAGAAUAUAUGAAAUAGGUUAAGGCAGAAAGCCUGAAUGGUCCUGCAUCAAUUUAAGUGGGUCUAAUAAAAUAUCAUAUUAUUGAUUAUGAUGAUGAUGACUAUCAUCAUCAUCAUCACCAUCCACUACCAUCAAGGGUUUUUGCUUUGCCUGGUGUUCAGAAGAGAACAGCAGGCACUUUCUCUUGAAAUGUUAGUGUUCUGGGAGGAAGAGUUGCUCUGUAACUAUUCUUUUUAUCUUUGUUUUGAACAUUUUAUCCUGCAUUUCUGUUAAAAUAAUCACGGUGACUUGGGAGACUAGUGUGACCUUAAGUAAGUCUCUGUGGUCCCUAUUUGACAAUAUUUGACAGGGGAUAGGGUGUCAUUUCAUUCCCUACAUCAGGUCUUUUUAACCCAGUUUUGAAAAGCAUCCAUUCACCUACUAGAAUCAGGAUAUUUUGAAUAAUUUAUUGAAUGUGAGAACAAAGCUGGCAUGGCAAGCUUUCCUGGGGAAGGAAUUCUAGAGAGGGUACUACUGCCUGUCUUGGAUAAAGAAGGGGUGCUGCUUCAUUGUAAAUGAAAACAAUGAUCCUUUGUCCCUCUGCUUCGUAUUCUUCAGAGUCCCCAUAUUUUUAGAAGAUGUCUUCAGGCAAACAAAUAUACCUCCCCAUCACCAGGAGUAUUUCUUUGAGGGUUACUCCUAUGAACUGGAGCCUAACCUGCAAGCACAUCGUUUCCCCAAAACCACUGAAACCUGCCCUCUUAUCAUGCUGAGCACAGAACUUCGGGAUCCAGUGAUGCUGAGAUACAGAGAUCGUGAGUUUGUGUAGUUUUGCAUGCACGUAAUCUCUUUGCCUGCCUUGAGUAGUUGCUUGCUAUGACUCUGCAUUCAUAACUAGGUCCAUACUCAUUUACUCCAUACAAAAUUGGCACCAUAGUCCUGUUUAUAUGGAACAGAGAUAGAACCCAGGAAGUUUCCUGCUCUGUCGUAGACUGGCGUUCAUAAUCACCCAUACAUAUCCAUAUUUGGGGUUUGCAUAUUUUGGGCACUAGGUGUCAGUGUUCCACAGCUGCAGAGCGACAGCGUUUCUUUCCUAAUGGGUGCACAUUUUGUCCAACAUUCACUAUGGUUUCUGUUGCAGCAAUGUCUUUUCCUUGAUAUGGAAUGUGGGGAAAGCUUGUGCUUUGAUUUUUUUAUUUUGUUUUUGUGUUUCAGCUGCUUUGGAAUUCCCAAAAUUCCCCCCAAAAGUUGAUGUCGUUGCAGAUUGCAGCACAGCAAAGGUAUACCUUGCUUACAAGCUUAGGAAGACUAGGGGCAAUUUGGAAGGGCUGUUCCCUGUCUGUUUCUUACCCAGACAAUACAAGAAUUGAAGGCUUAUGGCUGCCACCUGGGUUCAUGUGCUCCGAUAUCCAGGAAUGGCUAGGAAAAGGAGUAGAUCAGGCUACAACUCCCAUGAUCCCUAGCUAGCAGGACCAGUGGUCAGGGAUGAUGGGAAUUUUAGUCUCAAAACAUCUGGAGAGCCGAGGUUGAGGAAGCCUGGAGUAGAUUAUUCAACACACCCCUCUUUUUCUAUCAUCUAAAUCUGUGGUCAGAGAGAGAUGAACCACACUAGCCUAAGCCCCAGGUGAUUCAAGUGGUGGGAAGGAGGAGAGAGAGAAACAUUGCCCAAACCAUUCCAGCUACUUAUCCAGCUGCAUCCGUUUUGAUUCCGGGGGCUGACUGCAGCUUAAAAGGAUAAACGACCUGCUGGAUCAAGCCCAAAGUGUCGCUCAUAAAAUUGUUUGCAACUGUGAUAGUUAGAUGGCAAGCAAGGCUGCAACCUUCACCUGUGUCAUUUAGCAGAUAUAUAUCUGUACUUGGAGCUUCCAUUGAGUGAUAGCCACUGAUACGCAGACUUUUUGGAACCAUCUAAACUAGACUUCUUUAUGCCCCCUCCAACCUUACUGUCUUUGGAACAUGUGCAUCAGAAUGCUUCCUCCCCACAGCUGAUUUGCACUAUAAAAAUAUCUCUGCUUCAGACAGUGACUCUUAAGCCUUGAUCUCACUUCAUUUCUUGGCUGUUAUGAAAAUGGAGCAAAAUAUCUCAGAUGAGCUGUUGCACUGAAAAUGGUUUUGUUUUCGUGGUUGUUGAUGUUUUUGCUUUGGCAGCUUCUUUAAACAAAAACAUAUAUUUACAUUAAUAUUAAAAUGCUGUGGAAUGCAAGUUUGUGGAAAUGUGGAAAAGGGUUAAUGGAUAUUAAAACUCAAAUAGCAUAAUCCAGAUCCCCCUCCUAUGAUGAUGGAAACUGGAGUCCAACCAUAUCCAAAGAGCCACAGGUUAGCCUCCUUUGCCUUAAAGGACAAAUAUUUCCAGCUCAAAAUCCCCCUUCCCUCAUUCUGCUGUGCUCUGCUCCACUCUUGGCUUCAGGCAGGGAGAGGGAGGGAAUUUCCUAUAAUCGCCAGCCUCUUUCCUAUUCGGCAUUCUCCCUCCAUCCCCAGCCACACAUUAACUCCUGGUUUCUUGUCGUCUACACCAUCUCCCUCUAAGUGGUAACUUUCUAGGGUAUUUUUGGGGCCCACCUUAAUUUUGUGAUAGAACAUUGUUUUAAACGGUUUUUUAAUAUUGUGUUUUAAUGUUGUAACGCAUCCUGGGAUCUUUGUGUGAAGGGUGAUUAAUUCUUCAUCAUUUCUGUGAUCAUGUCUCCGUGUAUAUCUGGGAACUCCGCAAGGUGGCAGCACUGCAGUAUACAGGGCAAUCAUAUACACCAUUGCUUUAUCCUUUAGGGUGUCCUGACUGCAACUCACCAGACGUUGAGGAUAUCUCAGUCCUUUCUGCAGUGUCAAGAGCUCAUGCUCAGAGGCCUAUAUUGGGUGAGGUAUGUAAAAUAUCUCCUGCUGGUGCAUUGCAAGCGAUACAGCAGGGUCUUUUUUGACAGCUGAUUAAGGUGCCUUCAGCUUCAGUUCAGAUCAUUCAUUUCCUCCAGCUUUCCCAAACAGCUUACAUCAUGCACAUGGCUGCCCAUAGGCCAUACACCACUAUUGCCUCUUAUAGCGAGUGAGCAAAUGUUCACAACUGCUUGCCUAAUUUGGGCCAUUGUUCUCUGGCAAAUGACAUGUUUUCACUGUCUGCCCCCUUGUUGUUUUUUCCUGUUUCUUUUUCCACUCAAGUCUCUUUUGCUCAGCAUUCAGACUUGCCACAUGAAGGUGAUGAGGACUGUGCUGGCCUGUCCUCUUGCCCUUGUCCCUGGGGGCAGCUAUUCCUGCCUAGACACAGAGAGCUUUCUACAUGUAUUAGACCUGCGGGCUUGCACAUGCACAGACGAAUGCACAUUGAGCAUUGGGUACUGCAAACUGUGUAGAUGUUAGCUUCAAUUCACAAGUGGUCUAGAGAUGGGCUGCAAGGUGGGAAGUGCAAUCCGGAUCCUUCCCUACUUGGUGACUUUGAACAUUUGUGUUAAGGUCCCCGUUAUCCUUCUGCAAAGCAGUGAGCAAUGUAGCACCCAGGUUUUUAUCGGUGCUCCUCAUUCACAGAAGCAUAGAACUGUAAAGAUGGAAGGGACCCUGCGGGUCAUCUAGUCCAACCCCCUGCAAUGCAGUUAUUUCAACUAGAUCAUACAUGACAGAUGGCCAUACAACCUCUGCUUAAAAGCCUCUGAGGAAGGAGAUUCACGCCUUCUGAGGGAGUUCAUUCCAUUGUCAAAUAUCUCUCGUCAUUGGACAGUUCUUCCUGAUGUUUAGUCGGAAUUUCCUUUCUUGUAACUUGAGCUUCUUUUUACCCACUUUAUAAACUUAAAAGGCAACAAUGAAGCACUUGGUGCUUUAUUAAAACAAUAUGCAUAGAUCCAGAUGAAAACUUUGAGUAGGGGUUUUAUAGAUUCAGUGUUUCCAGCAUAAUGAAUGUUAUGUGAUAACAUUUUCAUUGCUCUGUGCAAGUUUGCUUUUUUUCAAAAUAACCAGUUUCCAGCCUAGUCAGUGGAACACCAUGAAUUUGCUUCAUGUUACAGAAAUAAACAGGCAGAUAGUAUGGAAAGUAGGGUGGUGAUUAUGGCAGGGCAGACAUGCCUGUUGACUUUAAACCUUAUAGCUAUAUAACUCUUCAAUAUUGGGGGUGAGUGUGUGCAGAAUGAAUGGAUACAGUGGCUUGAAUUGUCACACUUUCCAACAUGUCAGGAAUUAUUUUCUGAAUAUAGAAUGUCAAAACGAGACAUGGAGACAAUCAUGUGGCUAAUGUGGGAAGGAGCAGCUGAGCUGAAGGAAACAUUAGCUGGUUUAUAGACCAGAAACAAUGUCUGUUCCUGGCUACUCCAUACAUUUUGUGGAGAAUCCAGUUAACUAAUAAACUCCAAGGCAUUCUUAGAACAGUCAUUUCUCACAUUGUGCACAAAAGGCCUCAAGUUCCAUUACAAGAAAGGGUUUAUAUAAAGAAGCAUAGAGUUGUAAUCACUCAUUAUAUAAUAUAUUUAUCUAACUUAAACAAGGCUGCUUCCAAUGCAGUGUAUACUCCAGAGCAGCAGUGGCUGGAGUGGGGAUGGGACUAGAACUGAGCUGAAAUUCCUCAGAAAUAUAACUCUGUAUUCGGCAGCAGGAGUGGAAGGGCAUCUUUGUCUUUGAACCAGCUUCAGGUAGGGCACAAGUACCUUUGUCCUCAUAUUCUUCUCCAAGCUCACAUUUCCUACACCCAUGUAUGUUUUGGUACUCCCAUACUAUAGCCUUCCUCUGAGCUUUACAGAAAACCAAUAAUUGGCUGUAAGGGCCAGACAAAAUCUAAGGAGGUCCUUAGAUCAUCGGUUGAGACAUCCCUGCCCUAAAAUAUGGGGGGGGGGGGGGAGAUGUCAAAUCAACCUUGCCUUUCCUUCUAAAAUGCACUGCAAACAAAUCAGUGGUAUCUUAGACCCACAUACUCCUGACUGCCGAGCUAUAUAUUGCAAGAGAGAUCCGUGAUUGGUUCUCCCAUUUCCCACCAAUAAUUGAACUUUUGCUUUUCAGGCAGCAGCAGCAGGGAAAGGCAGUGUUCAAUCCUUGCUUUUGUGCACUGUUUUCCAGAUCAGAAUCUCUCCCAAAGUUGCCCUUCACUGUGCAAAGCAGGGGGUGGGGGAUCCAGGCAUUUUUGCUGUGGGUGGGGAGUGGACAGCUCACUUUUAUGUUGUCAAGAGAAGACAAGUCUCCAUUUAAACAGGGAAUAAGUGGAAGAUUGUGGAAGAUGUGUUUUUACAGCAUAAAUGCAAGUCUAUGCAAGAGACCUGAGGCCCAUAUAACCAGAAAUUCUGGUGUUGCCUUUCUUUUUUUUCUUUUUUUCUUUUUUUUGCAGUGAGACCCUGAAAUUGGAGUGUCUGCGGAUUCUAGAGAAGCAGCAAGGUGUGAUGGCAACACUCAGUUCCUUGCAACGAGAAGAGAUGAAGGUUCUGCUGCUGUAAGUGUUGCUUUUCAGUGGUAACUGUGACACUGCAGCCAACUUAAAACCCAACAUGCAUUACACCAGUGGAACCCCCAGGACAGAACCUGGGAGCCAAUGCACGGGGCCCUAUUCAGCAAAAUUUGAAUGAGCUGGCCCAGACUCAGCUGGUCAGGCUUACCACAUUUUGAAAUUACACAUUGAAAAACACAUUGUCAUCUAUAGAGAGGGGACCUAUAAGACCAUUAAAUUCAGAGGCUUAAAUUACUUAACUGCCCUGCUUCGUUGCAUAAGAGGAGUAUUCUGUCCUGCAGAAAGAUGCCAGGGUCUGAGGCCCAAGUUCAGAGAAGUGCUUCGAUUAUCAUGGGGUUAAUAAUGCUUUGGGAUUGCAACUGCCUUCUCCCAAUAUUAGAUGGACAAUAUAUCUCUUGUCACGGGUGCAGUGGGCUUUCUGCUUCACAUGUGUGUUUUGUACGUGUGCUUUCCAUUUCCAAGAGGAAGGUGCAGAAAGACUUCUUCCCUCUCAUUCUGCAAUACGUUUGUGUGUGUACAUAUGCAUAUAUGUGAUCAAAGACAUAUCUCUUGAGGACAGAAGGUUGGAAGCUUCUUUGUAUUCUGGCAAAGUAGUCCUUGUUUGUUUUUAAAGGGGAAAAUGCUUUGCUUCAGUAAAUGGACAAACUGUUAGGUGGGCCAGUUUGCAAUAUCUGGACAGAAAGCGAGCAGAGCUAUGUUCUUUGAGGAUUGCUGCCUAAUUUGGCUUUCCUGUGUUCACAAAGGGAGAUAAAUCAAAGUUCUUGGUGGGCAAAUAAGAGCUUUCCAUGAAGCACAAAGUGGCUUUAAAAUAUGUUGCCUGGUCAACCCAGGAGGGGCGAGAUGCUCUAGUCUAAACCAAUCAAGUCUCAUUAUCGCUUAUCAGUUACCCAGUCUGCCUUUAAAAAAAAAACCCCAAACCCCAUCUGCCUCAUGAACAAUGGACAGGGCUGCAAAAAUUCAAGUGCCUAGAAGCGCCUGACAGCUAGGUUGGGUGAAAGGUCAGAUGCCUGGUUUCUCUUCCUCCUGUGUGUGCUGCUGUUUGUAGAAGCAGAUGGCAGCAAAGAAUGGAUGGAUCAGCAUGUUUCGUAUCACAUGUGUUUCACAUGUGUUCAUUCAUAUGUCUGUUCUAUCCUAUUUUUGUGUUAAUUUUUAGUUUCCUGUAAAUUAGAAGCCUUCAUGAGCACAGGAGGCUCCCUGCUGCAGAGGUUUGCUCCUCAGCUCAUGGGCGGGCGGUGUAUACCAGGGGAAGGUGUGGCAUGAAAGCUGGUGGGCCUUGCCAGUACAUACAACCCACUCUUCCUCAUGUGAGUUUCAGAGCAUGAAGAAACAGCACACCUGAAUAGGUUUGGCCUUUAGUCCGCUUCCUCAGCAAAAUACUUUUCCUCACUACUUCAGUUCACAAACUGUAGCCACUGGCUAGGGUAGAGGUAAUCAAGAUGGUGCCCAUGGGCCUAGCCAGGGGGGCAGCUCCCCCUCCUCAAUCAAGUAAAUAAAUAAAAAUACCUAAACCAAUUGCAUCACAGAUAACUUGGUUCUGCCUCCCCGUAACAUAAAGCCUGCCCCCAUAAAAUAAAUCCUGACUGCGCCCAUGUUGGUGCCCUUGGGCUAGAGCAGCCUUUCUCAACCUUGGGUCCCCAGAUGUUGUUGAACUACAACUCCCAUCAUCCCUUGCUAGCAAGACCAGAGCUCAGGGAUGAUGGGAGUUGUAGUCCAACAACAUCUGGGGACCCAAGGUUGAGAAACACUGGGCUAGAGGGACAGCUCAAGUCAAGUCAUGAUUAUUUCCAGGUAUGCUUCAGCUCUGUCACCUCACAGUUGAGCUCUGUCUGAAUGGAAAGCAGCAGAAGGUAGCAGCAGAAGACCAGAAUCGUUCCAAGUCAACUAUCCUCUCACUAUUAACGCUCCGUUCUCCAUCUCACCAGCUCUUAUGUUUGCAGCCUUGGGGAAAGAUUUCUUCACAGAGCAGCCUAAAGCAGGGGUCAGCAAACUUUUUCAGCAGGGGGCCGGUCCACUGUUCCUCAGACCUUGUGGGGGGCCGGAUUAUAUUUUGGGGGGGAAAUGAACCAAUUCCUAUGCCCCACAAAUAACCCAGAGAUGCAUUUUAAAUCAAAGGACACAUUCUACUUAUGUAAAAACACGGACCAUCCACUGGCUGGAUUUAGAAGGCAAUUGGGCUGGAUCCGGCCCCUGGGCCUUUGUUUGCCUACCCAUGGCCUAGAGGCUUGUCCAGAUACCUCAGGGAACUUGGAGCAGUACUUCCCCAGAUCCAGAGGGCUUGUGCUGAUUCCCUUGCAGCCAGCUGCACUCAGCUUGAGACAAUUUGUUUGGGAUCAAGUGUUGCUUGCUAUCUAAAUGGUUGCCUUCUCACAUCCUCACUGUGAAGCUGCCCUGGGGAAAAAGAUAUCUAGGGUUGUUGUUUUCUGGAAUGCCUCCCAUUUGCCCAUUGGUGCCAUAUACUACUGAACCGGGAAUGUGGAAAAUCACCAUCUGGAGGAGCUAGGAGAUCAAAUUUUUCCACAGCAGGAAGCUCUUAGUGCCUACUAAGUGCAUCAAGAUUCACUGCUGCUUACAGCCAGGUUGUGCUAACAGACAAUUAAGGCCAGAGAAAGGGGAUAUAAUUUGGGUGAAAGGGGACAAUAAGUAGCCUCUUCUUCUUGGAGGGUUACCAGCGAUUACAGAGGCAACUGCACUUUUUGAACAUUUGUUCCCUGUUUCAUAGGAGCUUAGAGUAGUGGCCGAGUCUGGCUGAGAUUUCUUAUGUUCUGUAUUACAGAGUACAGCAAAAAUAGUGGAGCCACAGGGAUGAAGUCAGAGAGCAGCACUCUAAUUUUGAGCUUUGUGCAAGUGGGGGAAAGGAGACUGACUGCUUAUUAAAUUUUUUAAAAGCAACGAUGUAGGAGGUUUAACAUGUUUGCAAGCCCAUAAUUACCCAAUGCCAUCAUCUGCCAGGAAAUGGCCCAAUAAAUGCACAACCUUCACUUCUCCAGUUGACACCUUGGCCUCUCUUCCAUGGGUCUCAGCUCUCCUUUCCCACCUCAUUCCCUGGGUCUUCUCAUUUCCAAAUACAGCUGCCUCUUUGUCCCACUUGUGUCCCUGUGUUGUUGUUUUCUCUCUCUGCUCUCCAUCUCAGACUCCUAAGCUUUGGUUUUCCUUUCCCUGCAGCUUGUACGUAGCUCCAAAUUCCUUUCCCCUUUGCUUUCUGGGAAACUGUGGUUUUACAUCACCACCACACACAGACACCAGCUAAGAAAACCACUGCAUUUUAAGUGCUGCCAUAUGUGGACUGUUACUGCAUGAGAGUUUCCUGUGAUGCAGUGGGUGGCGAACAAUACUUCUCUUCCCCACUCCCACCAUGCCAUUUUGAAAACUUUUUGCAACAGUUCUUCUUUGUAUUUAUGGAAAUUUCUUGGGUAAAUUGAAUAUUUUUUUCUGUUUUGGUUACUUUGCAGUUAUAGAGAUUGGUAAGCCCCUCUGAAGACUGAUCAGAAACUGUUCCUCUUUUUUUUUUUUACCCCAUUCACCAUAAUAGGUACAAGACUAUUGCUGGGGUUGGCGAGAUUCCAGAGAUUAAAGGCCUGGCGGAACUGAAAACAAGACUUCAAGCUGUGAGUUAUUCCCAUGACCACCUGUUAAUAGCAACUUAGACGGCUGAGAGUUCUGUGUGGCAACUUCUCUUGUAUGCAAAAGGUCUGAUCUAAGCCAGAGCUACUUGGGAAAAGAAGUAGCUUUGUAAUGAUUGAUUAACACAAAUGGGUUAAGGGAAUAGAGCGGGUGGUCUUCUUUUUGAUUGAUGGUUAUACAUAUAUACAUGUUGUACAUACAUGCUUAGCGUUGCUGUGAGAACUACGAUAAAGUUGGAUUGUAUCUAAUGACUUUAUACAAGUAUCCAUAAAAAUAUAUGCCUAAUGCAUGUGUGUGAACAAGAAAUGGUGGUUUUGUGUGUGUGUGUGUGUGAGUGAGAGAGAAAGAAAGAAAGAAAGAAAGAGAGAGAGAGAAAGAAAGAAAGAAAGAAAGAAAGAAAGAAAGAAAGAAAGAAAGAAAUGUAAGUUUUAUAAUAUGUAAGUAUAGAUGCUCUGAAGUGAAACAUUCUGGUCUUCCCUUUUGUCUUUUCUGGCUCAGGUUGAAGAAAUUUCUAAAUGUUUCCAAAGCAUCUCUGAUCACCAGUCGGUUGUGCAAUGCAUUCUGUCCGAUGUGGGAAAGAAAAGGAGUCAAAUAAAAGAAGUCAGAAGGUUGGUAGAAUAGUAUUUUCAGUGUUAAAGGCUGCAAGGCACUUACACAGGAGUAAGUCUAGGUGAGCACAGUGCGGCUUAAUUCUGAGUAGACAUACAUAAGCUUGAAUUGCAAGACUUAGUAUAAGAGUAAUGGUUGCUUAAAUAUCCACAUCCUAAAAAUCUAGAGGGUUUUGGUGAUAUCAAACCAUUCAUUAUCAAUAUAGUACAGAGGUUGAUUUAUUACAAGUGAUUUCCUGAGCCUGGUCCAAUAAGGGCCUAUGUCUUUGAUAUAACCCCAUUCCAAUGGUUGCAAGAGGAGGAAUAUAAUUUUCCUAGGGAACAGGAUAUUGUUGCCUUUGUGAUAACUCCAGAAUAGAUGUCCUCUUAGGAAGGGUCCUCUUCUAACCAGGCUCUUGUAGAUGGAUCACCUGUUCUAUGUGUUUUCAAGUAGCCAAAAGAAUACUUGUUUGUUUGUUCAUUUCAAAUUUCUUGUCUGAGGCUCAUGGGGUGGUUUAUAAUGUAAAAACACAAAAAUAUGUAACAUAAUAGCAAAUGAAAACAAUAUCACUCUCCCCGUGGAGUGGAAAGACUCCAUUUUAUUUAUUUAAAAUAUUUAGAUAUCACUUUUGUACCAAAAAGGCAUUCAAAGUAGUUACAAAAAAGGAACAUUAGAACAACAAACCUGAUGUUUAUUAGUUCGGUAUCAAUGUUUAAAAAGAACUAAACCCACCAAUAAGCAGCAGAUAAAAACAGUAUCCCUUGUAUAAUCUUUCUUACCUCAUCUAUGCCAGUCUAAUCAGUUCAGGUGGUAUUGCUUAUACAGUAAUAGGCUUUGGUUAUUGGCAUUCACAAGGAACUAGUUCUCUUUGUGGACUGUCACCUCUCUAACACCCCUCCUUACAAAGCCAUAUUAUUAAUGCUGGCCAGCAAAUGGCUUUGUGACACUGACUAUGAUGAGCACACCAUAAAAAUAAGUGACAAUGUAAACAUAGCCUUGAUUAAACUCCAGCCACUGGGGAAGCAAACAGCAGGUUUCCAAGUGCAAUCUAUUUUGCCUCUUCUGUCUGGAGAAGCUCAGCCAUGCUCUGUCUUCGUUGAUACCUUAAACAUGUCUCAAGAGAUCCUAUGUUCAAGCUUCAGGUAAUAAUAGUCUUGAGACCAGGGCCAAAAACAUCCCUCGGUCUGAAUAUGCAUAAUCCUCCAGCAGUAAAUAGCACAUCUCAGUGAAUGGAGCAGUGCCUGAUACCCCGCCUCCCGGAAAAAGCAGCUACAAUGAGAAUGAGUUGUGGAAUCAUGUUGAUGAGAUGCGAGGGGCAGUACUGAUAUGCAACCCAGGGAAGGAAUGAUGCCCUAGGAUGCUUCAGGCAGCAGUUUGAACCUGGCAGGAAAACCUUCACCAGCAUGUAAGUUUAGAAAUGAACACCUUCCUACACCUGUGAACAGGUGAGCUUGACUAGUGGAUAGCAUGCAAUCUCUCUACAUAAUUGAGACUACCAAAAAUGAGUUCUUGAAGUUGUGAUGCAGCCAUAUUGGCAGCUAGAGAAGUAUUAUAUGGCCUAUCAGCUGAAGCAUCAUUUGGAGAGAUAUCAUAUGGAUAGGGUGUGGUCAGGGAACAGGGCAAUAUAAUAGAGGUAAAAAGUGAGAAGCUCUUGGUGGAAAACUAUCUUGCCCUGGGGAGGAGGAUGCCUGGCCAUGACUUCAGACCUUCUGCUGAAGCUCUUCUCCAAGUGCCUUCCUCAGCUGAAGUGUUCUAAAACAGAAGGCUUCUUUGGUGCUGGUACCCCAGUAAUGGAACACACUUUGUAUCUUUUUAGUUGCUGCCACGAUAUUGUAAAUGUUAUGGUAUUAUUAUUUUAGUUUUCUUUGUUACUGUUGGAUGAAGGGUGGCUUGCAGAUAUUUUAAGUGCAUGCAGCCUGGUGAGUAACUGGGCUAGCAUUUUGAAGUCCUUUGCUAUGCUGCUGCUGCUGCUGGAGAGAGGUGAGGCUUGUAAUCAGGGAAACCUCCAUGACAAGUGUCACAGGAAGGAAAGGAGCAUCACUUGUUUUAGUGUCCGUUCUUGGAUGUGUUCAUUCCUCUCAGCUGACUGUCUCAGUACUUGUCAGCCAUGCACAGCUUGUACUGAUCUCAUGCUUGCCCAUGCAACAAUUGUGUGCAAUACUGGCUUAUAUGUGGGUGAUGCAUUUCAUGUUGGUGCAUAAGACACAGUUCAUUAUAGCUUCGUUUCUCACUUCCAACUUCGUGCCAAAAUGCUGAGCAAGCAGAAGCUCCCAUCCAUAUGCCUUAGUAGGAAAAUAAUGUUUCUUCAUUUAAUUUACAUUUCUCACAUUACAUUAUCUUAGCAAUUUGGCUGGUGAAAGUGGUUAGUUCACAUUCUCAAUUAGUGCUAAGGCUUCCACUAGAUGCAUCAUUCCAGCGUCUGGCACAGCACUCAGGGAUUUGUACAAGAAAACCGGCAUCAACAUUGGCCUCGCUGAGACAGAUUGAGUAUACCAGGAUGGAAGUUGCUAAAACCAGCUGCAAUGUUCUUGUCUGUCUGAGCUCUCUCUGUGCCUGAGCAAGUCUUUAAAACUGUCUGUGCUCCAGUUUCCCAUCUGUAAAACAGGAUUAGUAACUCACCUCUUUUCCUUGCAAAAAUGGUGUGAAGACUUAUGGAAAAGAAUGUAAUGGACCAGAUGCUGUAGUAAUGAGGAAUAAAGAAAUGGGGUGGGUGGGUAAAUACUUCAGAUAGAGAGUUAAUAGAGAAUAGUGGGCUUAGUGUAUAGACUUUGAGCCUUUGUUUUCUACAUGUUCAGAAGAGUUGUGUGGUGCAGAGCUGUUGCAUUUGGAUUAUCCUCCAGCCCAACAUAUUGAAAAUGAGAACAUCAGGAAUGAGACUAGGCAAGAACACAUUUUUCUGACAUGGAAAUUAUUCAGAGUAUGUAGCUCAGGUCUUGGCUAUCCUAGCUGGUAGUAAAUAAACAAACAUUUUAUAUCUCAAUUGACUUUGUAAUGAUACAGUUCAAGAUUUUACUGUUAGGAGUGGCACCAGAAAGGCCAAUGCAUCUUUCUCAGCAUCCACAGCUGUUUCUCCUGUUUGUGUCUUCUAGGGACAGACAGGUGUUGGUUCACUGACAUCAUUGAGGGCUUGCAAGAAAAAUUAUAUGAUUGUGCAUCAGUUUCUAGAUUUCUGGUGAAGGCUGCUCAUACUAAUAUUGCUUCUUGUGAUGUAAGACUGUGCUUGGAACAGAGCUAACAACGAGAGUUAGUGCUGUAGCUGUCUUGCCUCCCACUCAUUCCUUUCUGGACCAGGUCCACUGGGAGUUUUGUUACAGCAGACACAGCCCUUGGCUCAUGAUGGCAUUGAACUGAUUAGUUCCUUUCUUUCUAUCUUACAACUGGCUUCCCAAACUGGUUCCUCAGCAUCCAGCAGAUGGAGGCUUGCCUUGACAAGAUGCAGCUUAUCUACAACCAGUUCAAGAAGACCCGGAAAUGCAGGGGUGAGUUGCUAAUGUUGAUAGUCUCUCUUAUAUAAUCAUUAGCUUGCACAGAUUUCAUAAAUCAGAGGUCUGUUAGCCACUACCAGGGCAGGUAUGUCUUUAAAGCGUCUGAUUAGGCAGAUUCCUUGAAAUACUCAAAUAGCCCCAAGCAGGCAUCUUAGCAGCAGUAUCUUGAAACAAACAAAAAUGCCAGGUGGGCACUACUGUACUUGGGGAUUUGAGCCAUCCAUUCAGCAGCACCUGUACCAAUAAGAUAACAAUUCUGAAAGCUGUGGCUAAUCUCAAGGCUGCUCACCCCAGUCUGAAAAGUAUGGGGCUUGUGGCUGCCUUGCGUGCAGGUGCUCAUAUCUGCUAAGUGCCUGUGUUUAUUAACUCUCAAGUGCCAACAAAGUUUCUUCUGUCACAACAAAAGGGAAAGUUGUAAGCCUUGUUUUAUUGUGUGUGUGUGUGUGUUUCAUCCCUGGGGUCCUCAAAAACUGAGAAAAAUGAAGGAACGGCUUCUGGAUUGCAGGCAGAGGCAGAGGUAGUGAUGUGCUGGAAGCACCUAGAACAGAUGUGGAGGGCCUUUUGUUUUGCUGCAUCAAAGCAACAUGUAUAGCUACCCCUCUGGCAGUUUCUCCCCCACUCACCGCUCAUUGGUUUUCACUGGAAAUGUGACACCUCCCUGUUUCCUAUUGGGCUAUCUUGCAAUAUACCGUAUUUUUACGUGUAUAAGAUGCCCCCAUGUAUAAGACACCCCCUGUUUUGGGGGACUCCAAAUUAAGAAAAUACCCCUCAGCACUACCCAUGUAUAAGACGUACCCCAAUUUUAAACCUUUUUUUCUUAAAAAAAACUAGUCUUAUACACGGAAAAAUACAGUACUUUAUGUGAAUAAAGUAUUAAUCUGUGAAACUGCAAAGUCCUGAAGUCAUUCCCUGGAAAAUCUACUAAUAAGUUGCAUUUUCUUUCUAGGCCUGGGCUACAAUGAACAGCAGAUCCACAAGCUGGAUAAGUAAGUGUAAGAGUUUGUGUAUAACAGACCACCUGAGUAUCGAACACUUCUGGUUUGUAUUCUGUUGGUCUGUGGUUGGCCAUUAAACUUUCCUGAGCUGCUCGUGCUCAGAUUGUCUGAUUCAGGAAUGAGUCAUGCUAUAUCAAUCAAUAAAGUUUCAUUGAGGCACUUGAAUAACAACCACCUCAUAAUAGCCUUGCCCUUCCUUGUAGUAGUAGGAAUAUCACAUGUAAGGGGAAGACUAGCUUCUCCCGUUCCAUCAGCCGAGACAGGGAACUGGCUUUCCCUGCUCACAGGAACACAGCAAUAUGCCUUAUACCAAGUUAAAGUAUUCAUCCAUCUAGCCUAGUGUUGCUCUAAAGUCUCAGACUGCUGUUUUUCACAUCACUUAUUACCUGACCCUUUUAACUGGAAAUGAACUGAAUUAGCGAGUUUCUUUGUGGCUAAUGAUCUUGUUGCAUUAGUGUGGGUAUGGGUGGGUGUUUGCUUGUGGGUUGUUGUUUUUCAAAUGCUUAAAUUAUGAGAAAAAUUGAUGAAAUAAUGUACAUUUUAUUUUGUUUCAUUUUCAGGGUGAAUUUAGGACAUUUAGCAAAAAAGGUUCUUUCAGUUUUCCAGGACAACUGUUUGCAGCAAUACAAAGCUGCUCUUUUGGCACAUGGAAUUAUAAUGAGGUAACAGUGUUCCUAGCACAUACUCUCACUGGCUGCCACUAAAGCAACAAUGCUCAUUUAUUUUAUUGCACCUAUAUCCUACCUUUCCUAGAAGGUGCUCAGGGUUGCAUACGGGGUUCUCUCCCUCCUCAUUUUAUCUUUGCAACAACCCUAGGGAGCUAGGUUAGACUGUAAAAUGGGGGCUGGCCCAAGGUGAGCUAGCUUCAUGACUAAGGUGGGAUUUGAUUCCUUGUCUCCCAGGUCCUAGUCCAACACUCUUAAAGCAAUACCACAAUUUUCCCCAUUCCAGGCUCUCAUUCCAUAUGGAAGCCUAGUUUGCUAUGUUACCAUCAUUGAAUUGUACACACAUAAGGUCAAUUCAUGCAUGAUAAACAUAGACCUCCUAGAAGAGACAAAACGCUCUUCAUUUGGAAGGUGAAAAGAGGAGGGAAGUUCAAGAGAGGAGCUGAAAGCUGCAUUCUACAUUACCUCUGUGGAUAGAAGUCCUGCCCCUUAUUGACAGUUAUGUCCUGUGCUGCUUCAAAACACAUUUUUGCCAGGGAGGAGAUUUUCCAACUGGGCUUGCUGCCAAGCCUCAUACGGAGGGCAACAACAGAAAGCUGGGCAAAGGCUUAAAUUCAUAGCCCCCUCUCCAGCAUCUCUCUUGAGUACUCCCCCAACAAUAAAUUUAUUUAUUUAUUAUAUUUCAAAUAUUUAUAUACCACCUUUUCGAAAGGAUCACAAGUGUUUUACAAAAAGACACACACACCAGAAUUAAAAAUAGUACAUAAAGCAAUGAAAUUUAAUAAUAUGUUCUAGAAAACAUCAGAAUUCAAAAGUAGGAUUGUACUCAUUCAAGACACAUCCCCUCACUCAAUACCCCCACAAAUUUCACAUCUGCUAACACAUCUGUAUCUCAGUCAACCUCAUCUAUUUGUGAGGUUCUCUGUUUGAAUAGAGUGUUUAUGGGAUCUGCAAAAUGCAUCUUUUCCUAAUUUGCUAUACCAUGCCAGCAAACAUUUCCAGACAAAAUGAAGACCUUUGAAUCAAAGUGAUGGCAUGGAGACAAAACAGGUGAAAUCAUGCUCAUUGGCAAUAAUACAGUUGCAUCCAGUGACGUUGUCUUGUUGCCACAAUGGCUUCCACUUUUGCAACAGGAUUUCCUCUCCCUCUCCUUUCCCUGUGGAAUAAAGGGCUGGGGGAAAUCCCCAAAACAGAUUGGAGGUUAUGGAGGUGUGCUGGAAAAGGAGAAAAAAAGCUCAUCGUGCAGGAGAGAAAGUCCUUAUGCUAGUGGGAUGACUUUGUUGGAUGCAGCCCAUUGCCUUUCUAUGAAAGGGACAUUGCUUCUUUUCAAGCUCUGUAUCUAGCUUUGUGAUUGGUUGUCAGAAUGAGUUGUGUUCAUUUUCCUCAUUAGCGUCUAGUGCCUUUCUGAAAUCUUGGAAUUAACUGGCAUAAGAGUUUAUUUUUCCCUUCAUGAUAUAAUGCACAGCAGGAUAGUUGACAUUAUAAACAAAGACAUGCUGUCGAGCUGACGUUAGUACUCAUUUCACUGGACUACACACUGCAAAUCUUCCCAAGCCUUUGGGUUGGAAUAUUGAUGAACUUCUUUGUUUUCAGUAUCAAGCAAGUUUCUCAUAUUGGAAUGAAGCCAUUAUUAAGACAAAGAGCAGCACUUAGAAGGAAUGAUUUUAUGUUAAAGGGUGUUUGGGGAAUAAUGCAAAGAGCAAAUUGCCCAGUGGUGAUGGAGAGUCAUGCAUUGACUUAUUACAUUGGAGAAAAGUGCAGUCACUUAAGGAAGUAACUGCAACCCCAACUGGGGGGGGUUUUAAUUGCAAAAUGCUUUUGAAACACAGCAGCUUUUUUCAAUCAGGUUUCAAAGGGCCUGAAGGUUUCUGAUGAUACUCAUCAUAAUUAGGGUUGCUUGAGGACUUCACUGGGACUGACUUCUGAAGUGUACUCAUCUGAUCCACAUCUACCAGAAUAAGUUGUGGGUUGGACUUGUAGUCUUUCAGAUUCUGGACUCCAUCAAAUUCUACAAGGUGGUCUAAGGGCUGGCUACUUGUUUUUAACAGGUAGUAGCUGCUUGCAGUGACUCCAGAGUAUAUUGCUGCUUCUGCACAGUGAAAAUGAGACCAAAAUGCCCCUGGAACUGUGGAAGUAACUUACUUCCAGAGCUCCAGGGAGAUUUUUGGGACACGUUUUCAUGGUACAAGGCAGCAUUGCACUUUUCAGCUGCUCCAGAUAACUAGAACAUAAUUUUUUUUUUUAAGAAAAUGAAAUGCAAAGCCUUGAAACACAUUGUAAGUACUUUUUUUUUAAUUUAAAGGAAUUAAAUGUGUGUGGAUUUUUGUUGUGAAAAAGAAUCUAUCUUUAGUCAUGAUUAGUCUUUCCUUGCUGUGACAAAAGCUGUCACACAGGUUGUCAAAACUGAGGGGUUCAGAAUCAAAUUAAGCAGCAAUGACAUUGGAAGGAGAUUCAAGAAUCAGUUCCACCUCUGAAUCAUGCGGAAGCAAAAUAUAAUUGCAUUAUGAUGAUGAGUAGAUACAAUGACUAGAUAGCUUUGUUGCAUCCUAGUACAUACCAUAAGUGAAAGAUUUGCAUCCUGCUGCAGAUUUAAGGUGGUUUGUGUUUUUUAAGAAGCCUGAUAAGUAUGAAUAUGAUCUGCUUUAAUGUUUCCAUCCUAUAUCCAAUUACUUCAGAUUAAGCCCCAUUGAGUUAAAUGAUUUACUCCUGUGUAGACAUAGGUUGAUUUCAAAGGGAAGGAGUGAAGCUUGUACAUGCCUUUCUUGUUGAAAUCAGUGGAACCUAGCUCAUGCUCUGUUUUUAACUUUAAAUCUAUCCACUUCAUUGAGUUAAUAACCAAAUUACAGUUUACAGUUUUCACAGUGAUAACACAUCUCCCUGAUAUCUUUAUAGGUUUUGGUUUCUAGUAUUUUAACAGUUUAUACCCAUGGUAUAGCUUUGGCAGAUAUAUGAUCUUGCAGAACAGUAUAAAUAUUGUUAACUAAUAUGUGCACAUCAUAUUGCAUCAUUUCAUUUACUGUUCCUUGAUAUCCAGCAGUGCUGUGAUCUUCAGGGGUUGUUAUUUUUGUGUAUAAGUGUUUCUUUGUUUCUACUUGCCAUUUUUGCUCUUGGUUUAACAAGUUCCCUAUUAGCUCCUUUCUCAGUCCCACCAAGGCACAGAGCAGAAUGAAAUAGAAUUAAUUCUAUGUUUCCUUCACUUUGUGUAUUUUACUAUUUUUAUUAUGUUUUAAUUUUUAAUGCAUUCUGCUUUGAGGGGCUUCCGCCCAAAAGCGGUUUGUAACUUUCUAAAAUAAAAUCCACUUGCCUAUUUAUUUCACCUUUGUUGCUGUGAAAAAUGACCAAUCAGUUGUGGCUGCUUUGAUGUCCCCACUGUGGAAGGAUGUGUAGAUCCAGAAUUGGCCUCCACAGUCACUCACUGUUAAGACCCUGUUCAUGAAAGACAAUCUUACUCGGCUCGGAGUGAUUGUCAAAGAAGAAGCUUUGAUGAGAUGCCAGGCAGGGUGGGGGUCCUAAGUAGCUUCUCAGAGGGAAAAACUGUAUCAUUUUUUGGGAACAUCAUUAAUGCUGUAUGACUUUGCUAUUCGAAUCCAUGGGGAACUUUGUGGACCUGAUGAAUCCUUGUGGCUGAGCACUUUGUUCCAUUUUAGAGAAACCUAAGUUCAAAGUGCCUCCUUAGAAGAAAAGAAAUUAGCAGCUAUUUGACUACACUUGUUGUCUUAUCCCUUCAGGAAGGUGUUUGACCUGAAGAAGAGUUUGAAGAAGCUGAACAGAUCUUUAGCCUCCUGUAGUGCAGAGAUGUCGGGGUGCCAGGAUUGCCUUGAUAAAGUACAGUGGUGAUUUUUUUCUUCUGCUGUUCAAACCAUUUCAAAAACCAGCAACUUGAAAUUAAAUUUAUGUCCAGUUUAUUAUAGCUUUAAUCCAUGGGUUGUCCCCUGUGUGUGUGCGUGCGCUCAAUCUGCUCUGAGCCUCUAGUUCAGAUUUGGGAGCAAUGCAGGGGGAGGAAGGGAGGGAAAGUUCUGUUGCAUGAAGUAAUUCUGUGGUGGCUUGGUUAGAUUCAACCCCUAAUUUGUACCUCAGUUGCUUUAAGUGUCCCAGCUAUCCAAAUCUACAAUGUGACCCCCAUGUGUUACUCUGUCAGGGCCGGAUUUAGGUUUGAUGAGGCCCUAAGCUACUGAAGGUAAUGGGACCCUUUAUAUGUCCAGCUGUCCUUUGUCAACAACAAAUUGUCACUGUUUUUUGUGUUGAAUAUAUGCUAUAUGUCCAUGCAGUCCAUGCAGAAUGUAGGCACCCUGUAUAUAGAAAUGAGCAAACUAGCGAUAUUUUGGGGAGCAGGCGGGGCCCAUUACUUACACCAUAGGAGCCUACACAACAUAAAACACUGUUGCUGUAUGUAGGUUUUAUUUUAUUUGCUUUUUAUAUUAUAUUUUGGAAAUGUACAUCCAGUUUAUUUCUUUAAUUUUUUGGGGGGGCCCCAAUAGCAAAAAAUUAAUUCAGACAGGCAACUAACCAGCUGUUUAUGUUGUGAAGGGCUCACAUUGGGCAAGGUUUCCACCCAGUGAUGUAAUGAAAUAAUGGUUCACUGGAGAGUCGCCCCAUCAAAAGCAAUGGAGCCAUAAUUGCAAUUACUGUAUGCAUAACAUGGUUGCCUAAAUCUAGCCUAAUGGAGACAGUAAUAGUAAUAGGGAAGACACUUUUUGAACACCACCUGUUGCAAAUAGGAUCCACUUUUAACUGGUAUGUGCAAAGGAACAUUGUACGUACUCACUCCAUUGUUUUUGUUCUCUGUUUUGCAUUUUGCUUCCCCCGAAGAUUUUCCAUGGACAGUAGGACCUUCCAUAUAUAUUACUUGAUUCUGGCAUUUUGAAAGGCAAUUCGCUUUUCAUAAUUUUAUGUACCAAGUGUAGAUGAGAGCUUGGUACGCCUCUUGUGAUCUGUGGUGUUUUUCAUUUUCUUGACAGGCUUUGGAUGAGUUGCCUCAGAGAAUCCUCCAAGGCAAAACAACACAUUCUGCACCUACACAGGUUUACAUGAACCGGAAGCACCAAGACAUGGUGUUUGGGUAUGUGCACACAAAUGUAACUGUCAAGGCAUAUGGAGUCUGGAUGUUUUCUGAGUGUGCUUCUUUUUUGCACCAUUGUAAUAAUUUAUGAUGAAAAGCAACUAGUGUGUGGCACAUAUUUAAAAUAUAUCCCUCACCUCUCAGGCCAGUGUGUGUGUCAUGUGAGUUGAUAUAUUAUCACAUUCAAAACGUGCUAUGCCACCUUCCACCAGUAAUUCCAGUGUGGUUUACAGCAACAGAAUAUGACUCCAGUAAGAGCAACAUAGUGAAAUUCAUCACAAUCCACAGACCAGCCAGAUACCACCCAGGCAUGGUAUUAACAAUCUGUAAAUGCCUGGGUGAAGAAAAUGUAUUGUCCAAUGUUCUGGUGAGCAUCUGCUUGGUCAUCCAUAAUUAAUAAUUUUAAAAAUGCAUAAUUAAAUAAAAAAAGUUGAACUGUGCUUUUUGUUGUGUGUAUGUCUUGAACAGGAUGCAAGAGCUUCAGGACCAGAUGAAAAUAGUAGCUCACAAUCUCCAGCUCAACAAUAGCAUCAUCCAGCGGUAAGAGGUUCUGAAAUCUCUUUAGCAGCAUAUGCCUAUGCCUAAGAGAAAGUACUAAGCAUGAUAAGAAAGCAUUGCUCUCCCAAAACUGAAAAAUGUAUGCAUUCAAAAGGCGAGUUGUGACCACUUCUCUAAUCCAAAUCACCUUUUUAUUUUCUUUCUCUAGGUUAAAUGGUGUUGCACCAGGACUGUAGGGAUGAGAGUAGGCUGCAGAGCCUGAAAUUAUAAUGCGGGUAAAUCCACAUCGUUGAAGACUUAUUGGGGAGAAAACUUCAUUGUUGAGUCUUAAAGAUGCCUAUGCAUUCUACCUCCCUGCUGUAGCACUUUGAGGUGGAUUUAAGAGAGUGGUCUGUCUAGCCAGCAUACCUCAAUAGAGAACCAAAUGUGUUUGAUGUGUUUGUUACGUUUUGAGAGAGAGAAAUAUUUUUUCCCCUACCCAAAUUUUAUUGUUUGCUUACUCUUUUCAAUCUUCAGUAAUGGAACUGGAGGUUCUUGUCCUUGGUUCAGUGAGAUCUGGCACUUUGAAGCUUGCCAUGCACUUUUAACGGGCACUAGAGCCUCACUGAACCAAACCUGGCUAGCCAGUUGCCUUGAAAUGUUUGUUGUUAAGUACUAGAAAUACUUAACUCGGAAGCAAAUAAACUAUACCUCACCAUACUGUUCCUUGGUUGACCUUUGUUCAUUGAUGAGCCCUUUCUGGUAGUCUAAUGUAAAAAGGAUCCUAGGUUUGAGGGACCAAAGCUGUGUCCCCCAGGCUUCAAGCAGUGACUCAGAAACUACAAAAAAGAGACAUCGGAGAGUCUGGAGAGUGGGCAUUAUCAACCUAUAGUAGUGCUGUCUGUAAACAAGCCAGGUGUAGAUGCCAGUACAGAGACCAAAGUAGGAUGUGGCAUGUGGGAAGCUGGAAUCCCCCAAGGAACUAAUAAACUCUGCACUGAAGCCUU